Messenger RNA from Phacochoerus africanus (Common warthog), 3113 nucleotides. It is a transcript of the gene DBN1, whose product is annotated as drebrin 1. Bases 163 to 2313 code for a protein of 716 amino acids. The record is from RefSeq and is a predicted model, not a curated record. Gene Ontology annotation, cellular component: plasma membrane; postsynaptic membrane; dendrite. Gene Ontology annotation, biological process: neuron projection morphogenesis; positive regulation of axon extension; postsynaptic actin cytoskeleton organization. Gene Ontology annotation, molecular function: actin filament binding. The transcript has 15 exons. NCBI's taxonomy places the organism in Eukaryota, Metazoa, Chordata, Mammalia, Artiodactyla, Suidae.
CGGCCGGCUCCCCUCCCCCGGCCGCUGGCUCGCUCAGCUCGCAACGCUGCAGAGGCUCUGAGGCGGCAGCGGCGGCGCGGCGACUCCCUCUUUCCCUCCCUCCUUCUCCGUCCGUCCGUCCGUCCGUGCGUCUGUCCGUUCGGCUUCGGUCCGGCCCGCAGCAUGGCCGGCGUCAGCUUCAGCGGCCACCGCCUGGAGCUGCUGGCGGCUUACGAGGAGGUGAUUCGGGAGGAGAGCUCGGCCGACUGGGCUCUGUACACAUAUGAGGAUGGCUCAGAUGACCUCAAGCUUGCAGCAUCAGGAGAUGGGGGCUUGCAGGAGCUCUCGGGCCACUUCGAGAACCAGAAGGUGAUGUAUGGCUUCUGCAGCGUCAAGGACUCCCAGGCUGCUCUGCCGAAAUAUGUGCUCAUCAACUGGGUUGGUGAAGACGUGCCCGAUGCCCGCAAAUGCGCUUGUGCCAGCCACGUGGCGAAGGUGGCCGAGUUCUUCCAGGGUGUGGACGUGAUCGUGAACGCCAGCAGUGUGGAAGACAUAGAUGCGGGCGCCAUUGGGCAGCGUCUCUCCAACGGGCUGGCUCGGCUCUCCAGCCCCGUGCUCCACCGACUGCGGCUACGCGAGGAUGAGAACGCUGAGCCAGUGGGCACCACCUAUCAGAAGACGGACGCAGCUGUGGAGAUGAAGCGGAUUAACCGGGAGCAGUUCUGGGAGCAGGCCAAGAAGGAGGAAGAGCUGAGGAAGGAGGAGGAGCGGAAGAAGGCCCUGGAUGAGAGGCUCAGGUUCGAGCAAGAGCGGAUGGAGCAGGAGCGGCAGGAACAGGAGGAGCGGGAGCGGCGUUACCGGGAGCGUGAGCAGCAGAUUGAAGAGCACAGGAGGAAACAGCAGACUUUAGAAGCAGAGGAGGCCAAGAGGCGGUUGCAGGAGCAGUCUAUCUUUGGUGACCAGCGGGAUGAGGAGGAAGAGACCCAGAUGAAGAAGUCAGAAUCGGAGGUAGAGGAGGCAGCGGCCAUUAUUGCCCAGCGACCUGAUAACCCACGGGAGUUCUUCAAGCAGCAGGAAAGAGUCGCAUCGGCCUCUGCAGGCAGCUGUGAUGUGCCCUCACCCUUCAACCACCGACCAGGUCGUCCGUACUGCCCUUUCAUAAAGGCAUCGGACAGUGGGCCUUCCUCCUCCUCCUCUUCCUCCUCCUCCCCUCCACGGACUCCCUUUCCCUAUAUCACCUGUCACCGCACCCCAAACCUCUCUUCCUCCCUCCCAUGCAGCCACCUGGACAGUCACCGGAGGAUGGCGCCCACCCCCAUCCCUGCCCGGAGCCCAUCUGACUCCAGCACGGCCUCUACCCCUGUCGCUGAGCAGAUCGAGCGGGCCCUGGAUGAGGUCACAUCUUCGCAGCCUCCACCACUGCCACCCCCACCCCCACCAGCCCAAGAGACCCAGGAGCCCAGCCCUGGCCUGGAUAGUGAAGAGACGAGCAAGGAAGCCAGAGAAGCAGCCCCUCAGGCCUGGGCUGGCCCUGUGGAGGAGCCCCCUCAGGCACCGGAGCCUCCUCAGGGCCAAGGCAGCCCCCCGGAGGACUUGAUGUUCAUGGUGUCUACAGAGCAGGCCGUCCUGGCCGCCCCUCUAGAGCCUGCCAUGGCUGGAGCCUCUGCAGCUGACACCCUGGUAGCUGAUGCCAUUGAAGCCGACACUGCCGCUGCUGACACCGCUGUUGCCAACACUGUCAGCCCUGCAGCUGCCAGCCUCAUUGACCUAUGGCCUGGCAAUGGGGAGGAGGCCUCUGCACCCCAGGCUGAGCCUAGGGCCCCCACACCACCCUCGGGUGCUGAGGUCCCUCUGGCAGAGGUGCCCCUGCUGGACGAGGUGGCUCAGGAGCCACUGCCACCAGCAGGUGAAGGCAGUGCUAAUCUUCUUAAUUUUGAUGAGCUUCCUGAGCCGCCCGCUACCUUCUGUGACCAAGAGGAGGAAGUAGAAGGGGUGUCGCUGGCUGUCCCUCAGGCUCCAACUCUGCCCUCAGCUCUAGAGGAGCUGGAUCUAGAGCCGGAUCGGGAGCCAGAGCCGGAGCCGGAGCCGGAGCUGGAGCUGGAGCCAGAGCCAGAGCCCCACCUGCUGACCAAUGGCGAGACCACCCAGAAGGAGGGGACCCAGGCCAGUGAGGGGUACUUCAGCCAAUCACAGGAGGAGGAGUUUGCCCAAUCGGAAGAGCUGUGUGCAAAGGCCCCACCUGUGUUCUACAACAAGCCUCCAGAAAUCGACAUCACUUGCUGGGAUGCAGACCCAGUACCAGAAGAGGAGGAGGGCUUCGAGGGUGGCGACUAGCGGUGGUGCCCGUCCUCAGGCUGCCCUCGCCAAGGCCUCACACCUGCGCUGGCCUCUGGCCAGACGGCCCGCAGUGCCUGCACUUGCAGCAGCUCCGCCUGGCACCCUCUGGACUCCGGCCCUGGCCGGGGACUUGGCCGCUUCCCUACCCACAGGGCCCAACUUUUACAGCUUUUCUUUUUUUUUUUAAAGUUGAUAGGAGACUUGUACAGUUGACCGGUUUUCCUCCCGUUGGUAGUUGAGACGCUGUUGCAAAUUCCAUCCCCUUCCUGCCCGGUCCAGAUUGUAGAUCUUAGUCCUCCCUGGUCACUCAGCUGGCCGGGGUGGAGGCCUCACCCUGCUUUGGGGCCUGUGUGGGGGGAUGCUCUGGUGGGAAAAUGUUCCCCCCACCUCUUUUCCUAGUUUUCUGUUUCUUGGAAAAAUAUCACUUUGUAUUCUCUGUCCAGGGCUUCAGAUAUUUUGCACGAAUUUUAAAACAUGGCAAUAAACGGCUCGUGGGCUCUGGUUCCCUGGGACCCCCCCUCCCCACCCUUCUCUUGACCUCCCCACCUGGCCUGAAGGAAGUAGCAGGCCCAGCUGGGGCCCCUCAGCUUCCUGGCCCUUUCCUGCCCCCUCCUGCUGGGCAGGUCCCAAGCUGGAGGCCCUAGGCGUGAUUCAGGUCAGGGCUAUGGGUGGUCCCUCUUCACCUCCUCCCUCUUUGCUUGGGUUCCUUUUUCACGUUCAGUAACUGUUUUUUGGAAAGCACAAACUUCUGUAACAGGUCGUGCUCAUGUCUGUUAAUAAAGAAAUCCAGAUCCCUU